CUUGCAUGAUUUCCUUUUGUAUUUUCUGAAUUCUAUAACUGUUUUGUUUCUUGACAGAAAAAAUAAGUUCUUCUGCAUGCAUAAUGGAAAAUGGAUCAUUUCUACUGCUUUCUAUGAACAAUUAAAUAAAGAAAAAAAAAUUAAGCUGGAGAAUUUUUUUCUAUUUCCUUGAACUUUUUGACACUUUGUAAAGAUCCAUAAGCACUGUAACAGAUCAUUUAUUGAUAGUACUACAGCUUGGAAAAAAGAUUUUAGAAAUGGCUUCUCUUGAAGAAAAUGCAUAAAUGAAAAAAAUAUUAUGCUUGACUGAUAAGAUAGUUUGCAUGAGUUCCGGAGAAGAUGGCUUAUGUUAGCCCAAAGGAAUUUGCACUAAUAUUUGGAGUAGUGGCUGCUUGCUACUGGAACAGUCUAUUUUGUGGCUUUGUUUUUGAUGAUGUUUCUGCCAUUUUGGACAAUAAAGAUUUGCAUCCUUCAACUCCAAUUAAGAAUCUUUUUUUGAAUGACUUCUGGGGAACACCCAUGUCUGAGGAGAGAAGUCAUAAGUCAUAUCGACCCUUCACUGUCUUCACAUUUCGUUUGAACUAUCUUUUCAGUGAAUUAAAUGCUAUUUCUUACCACUUCCUGAAUGUCAUCUUCCAUGCAAUAGUUUGUAUCAUCUUCCUCAAAGUCUGUAAGCUUUUCUUAGACAACAAAAGCAGUUUGGUUGCAUCUUUAUUAUUCGCAGUGCAUCCCAUACAUACUGAAGCAGUAACUGGUGUGGUGGGCAGAGCAGAACUUCUCUCCUCAAUCUUUUUUCUAGCUGCUUUUCUGUCCUAUACCAGAUCCAGAGGGCCUGAAAACACUAUAGUGUGGACUCCUAUUGCAGCAACAGUUUUUUUGGUGGCUGUUGCUACAUUAUGUAAGGAACAAGGAGUAACCGUGGUGGGGAUAUGUUGUGUCUAUGAAGUAUUUAUUGCUCAAGGGUAUACGGUGCCAAUUCUUUGGUAUACAGUGCUACACAUUCUUCAAGGCAAAGGCAGCAUUCCCUACUGUAUGCUUCAAAUGCUAUUGAAACUAAUUGUUCUGAUGUUCAGUACCCUACUACUUGUUGUGAUCAGAGUUCAAGUUAUUCAGUCCCAGUUACCGGUGUUUACAAGGUUUGAUAACCCAGCUGCUGUGAGUCCAUCUCCUGUGAGGCAGCUGACUUUCAAUUACCUCCUUCCGGUAAAUGCUUGGCUGCUUCUGAAUCCUUCUGAAUUGUGUUGUGACUGGACAAUGGGCACUAUCCCAUUGGUAGAAUCCAUGCUGGAUGUAAGAAAUAUUGCCACUGUCACCUUCUUCUGCUUUUUGGGCACUUUGGUCGUCUUCAGUCUCCGGUAUCCUGGGGAUUCCUCCAAGACUGUAUUAAUGGCACUUUGUUUAAUAGUUUUGCCAUUCAUCCCAGCGUCAAACCUUUUUUUCCCUGUUGGCUUCGUAGUAGCAGAACGAGUGUUAUAUGUUCCCAGCAUGGGAUUCUGCAUGCUAGUUGCUCAUGGGUGGAAAAAGCUGUCAAGUAACAGUACCCUGAGAAAGCUAUCAUGGAUUUGUUUGUCUUUGGUUUUGUUCAUUCAUGCUUUAAAAACAUUGCAGAGGAACUGGGAUUGGGAAUCGGAAUAUACAUUGUUUAUGUCUGCUUUAAAGGUAAAUAAGAACAAUGCCAAACUCUGGAAUAAUGUGGGUCAUGCUUUAGAAAAUGAAAAGAACUUUGAAAGAGCAUUGAGAUUCUUCAUACAGGCCACCCAAGUUCAGCCAGAUGAUAUUGGCGCCCAUAUGAAUGUAGGAAGAACUUACAAAAAUUUAAACAGAACCAGAGAAGCAGAAGAAUCCUAUUUAGUUGCAAAAUCAUUGAUGCCACAGAUUAUUCCGGGUAAAAAAUAUGCUGCGCGAGUCGCUCCUAACCAUCUGAAUGUUUACAUAAACCUUGCAAACCUGAUUCGGGCAAAUGAGUCUCGUCUUGAAGAAGCAGACCAAUUGUAUCGUCAAGCCAUUAGCAUGAGGCCAGAUUUCAAACAGGCCUACAUUAGCAGGGGUGAAUUGCUUCUAAAGAUGAAUAAACCCCUGCAAGCUAAAGAAGCUUACCUAAGGGCUCUUGAAUUGGAUCGAAGCAAUGCAGACCUAUGGUACAACUUGGCAAUUGUUUACAUUGAAUUGAAAGAUCCCUCUGAAGCUCUGAAAAACUUCAAUCAGGCAUUAGAACUGAAUCCUAGUCACAAACUAGCCUUGUUCAAUUCUGCACUAUUGAUGCAAGAAUCUGGUGAGGCCAGCCUUAGGCCUGAAGCUAAAAAGAGACUUCUAAGUUACAUAAAAGAAGAAUCUCAAGAUGCUAAUGGUUAUUUUAACUUAGGCAUGCUUGCAAUGGAUGAUAAAAAAGAUGAUGAAGCUGAGAUGUGGAUGAAAAAAGCCAUAAAGCUACUUCCAGGCUUCCGCAGUGCUUUGUUCAACUUGGCCUUGCUUUACUCUCAGACUGCAAAAGAACUGAAAGCUUUACCCGUGCUGGAGGAAUUGCUGAGGUACUACCCAGAUCAUACCAAAGGUUUGAUUUUAAAGGGAGACAUUUUGAUGAACCAAAAGAAAGAUAUACAGGGAGCAAAACAAUGUUUUGAGAAAAUUCUGAAAAUGGAUCCAAACAAUGUACAAGGAAAACACAACCUCUGUGUGGUUUAUUUUGAAGAACGAGACUUAUUAAAGGCAGAAAAAUGCUUAGUGGAAACACUGGCCUUAGCCCCACAUGAGGAAUACAUCCAACGCCAUUUAAGCAUUGUCCGAAGUAAAAUUGCUUCCCUCAGGUUAGGGGACGCAAGUGUGACUCAUACAGAAAAAGUAGCAUCUGUGGGAGAAAAAAAAACUCCACCUGAACACUUGAAAGAGGUAAAAAGUGAGCAAAAAAACCCUCAGACUACAAACUCUAAUGGCAGCAAGGAGCAAAGGAAAUCCAAAAAACAUGGAAAUAAAAACUCUACAGACAAAGAGACAAAAAAGAAAUCGACAAAAGAAAUAAAAGAGAUAGAGAAAAAAAGAGUUGCUGCACUGAAAAGACUGGAAGAGAUUGAACGUAUAUUAAACGGUGAAUAAUUACUUGGAGCACCACUGUAAGGGAAACUGGCAUCUAUUUUGCAGAUUUUACAUGUGCGUCGCAUGUGUUUUCAGUCAAAGUAAUCACAGGGAGCUUUUAAAUUUGGAAAGAAUAUUGAAAUGUUAACUAAAAUUGAAGAAGCUACACAAUGAAUAGGAAAAGCCAUGACUUUUAACCAAGGAUGCUUGGUUAAGGAGUUGCACAUAACGGACACACAAGGACUUUUCCAGCAAUGGAAGCUUAUAUUCUAAUAUUGCUGGUUAGAAGAAUAGCUUAUUACUCCAGAAACAAAUCUCACUAAACUCCUUAUUUGAAAGCAAGCAUGUAAGAGCUUGGCUGCAAAAUACUUGCAACCAACUAUGCUCGGUUCUGUCUGUUCUCAAAGAACGGUUAAAAUACUGAUAGAUAAAUAUUAAAGAGAGCCUCAGGUAUAUUGGUCACCAGACUAAUUUUACUAGAGAAAACCAUUGGUCUGAGUAUUUAAGCAUUACAAAUUAAUUGGAUGACUAUUAUUUUACUUCACACAUCAAAUCAUUUUUUCUAUGUAAAUGUAUGUGGCACAUUCCCAUUUUGUCUUCCUGCUUCCCUAUAAGUAUUAAUGUUCCAGAAUGCAUUGGGAAUUAAUUAGCAAAUACCACUUGUGUUUUAGUAUGAGCAUGCAUGCAUUUGAUGUUUUUUUUUAAAAAAAAACUUUAAUAAAUCACUCUAUAGAUACAGUGAUUUUCUGUAUCAUGGGGACGAGCAGGAAUACUCAUCCCCAAAAGAUAUCCCUAUCGAAAAGCUUUGUCCUGUGUUUUUUGUUGUUGUUGUCAUUGAUUUUUUUUGUUGUUGUUAUCAGCACCAUCCUGUGAUGCUUCUAAUAUAGGAAAAAUGUAACUGUUUCUGAACCGUCAUCUAUUUUUUAAGAAAUCAAUGCAAAACCUAUAGAAUCAUUUCCAAGAUGGGGGAUUUUUUUUACCUCUUUUAUGGUUGAAUGCAACUCACAAUAUAUACCAGGUAUCUUUUUAAGCUGCUCGCUGAUUAAAUUGCCUUCUUGUGAUAAUACAUUAUAAGGAAUGGCAAACCAUUACAGUUUUAUUUGCAAUCAUGGUAAUUAUGUUUUAAUAUUGAAAAUAUAGACCUGUACCACAUAAUAUCAGCCACCAACUGUUUAGGUAACUUCUAUGGAGUUUGAGGUUGAAAAGAGAGAACGGAAUGCUUCAGCUCCUUGACAAAAUGCAGGAUAUAUCUAAAAUGAAUAAAAUCCUUUGCAACAAGAAACCAUAUGUUUGACAUUUUGAAAGUCCCAGGAUUUUAAGGGACACCUGCAAAAGGAUCCUGGAAAAAAAAGGUUUCAUCAUGGUAUGAGGUAGCUAAAGAAAUGAUCUGACAUGGUAUAAGACAACUUCUUAUGUUCCUGCUUGAUGAAACAAAACAAGUAUACAAACAAAAAAAGAUAGAGUGAAAAAAAUGUCUCUUGGCUAAUAAGCAAAAGGAAUUUCUUACGAUUAGAAUUGUAGGGACUAAGUCCAUAACAUAUGGCAACUCCAAAGAAAGCCUUGAGGUAAAUAAGUCUGAUAGAAAACAUAGGCCUGAAGGAUCUUUUCUUUAGAUGCCUCAGCAAGCUACUAGCUGGAGGUGUAGUUCCCCUCCCCCAUCAUCAUGUUAUACAUGACAGAUUGUCAUGUGACAAUCAUACUUGUGAUUUACACAAAGAUUACUGAUUGCAUUAAUUCUUCAUAUAAAUUCAGAAUUCAUUUUCAUCUUGAAAGUUUCUGGUAUAAUUCCAAACAUGAUUUUUUGUUUUUAUUGCAGAAAUUUGGGCAUUACAAUUAAUUACUUGUUUUGCUAAAUUUCCUAUGGUUUUCAUUAACAGCUUUGUUAGGAUAAGAUAACUAAAUCUCUUAUCUGAAAUUUGAACUCAUCAUUUUUAUAUCUGUGACUAUAUUUUCUUCCUCAGUUUGUCUCUGGAUUACCUAAGAGUAUUUUAGUUUUUAGUUUUUUUAAGCAUUUUUUUUCCAAAUAUGUUAACUCCAUGGAUGUUGAAGAAAUGUUUACAUGAGCAAACUUACUGAAUUCUUUAUCUUAUUUUAUUUAUUUAUUUAUUUAUUUAUUUAUUUAUUUUUAAAUUUGUAUACCGCCGCUCUCCCUGAGGACUCAGGGCGGUGAACAGCCAAGUAAAAACAUAAACUACAAACAUUAAAAUACAAUUAAAAAGAUAUAUAUAAAUUUGGCCCCAUGAUUAAAAACAAUAACAGACAAUUAAAAACAUUUUUAAAAGUGUUAGGCCAGCCCGGCUUGCUGGAAAAAGAAGGUUUUAAGGGCACGGCGGAAGGCACAGAAGUCUUGGAUUCUCCUUAUCUCUGGGGGCAGCUGAUUCCAGAGGGUAGGUGCUCCCAUAGAGAAGGCCCUCCCCCUGGGGGUCACCAGCAUACAUUGUUUGGCUGAUGGCACCCCGAGGAGGCCCUCUCUGUGGGAGCACACAGGUCGAUGGGAGGUCGUUGGUAGCAGCAGGCUGUCUCGAUAACUAGGUCCUAUGCCAUGGAGCGCUUUAAAGGUGAUAACCAACACCUUGAAGCGCACCCGGAAGACCACUGGGAGCCAGUGCAGCUCACGCAGGAGAGGUGUUGUAUGGGAGUGCCAUGCGGCUCCCAUGACUACCCGCACGGCCGCAUUCUGGACCAGUUGGAGCCUCCAGGUGCUCUUCAAGGGGAGCCCCAUGUAGAGAGCAUUGCAGUAGUCCAGGCGCGAGGUGACGGCAUGAAUGACUGUGCACAGGGAAUCCCGAUCAAGAAAGGGCCGCAACUGGCGAAUCAGGCGAACCUGACAGAAGGUUCCCCUGGCUACAGCCGUCAGAUGUUCCUCCAAGGACAGCUGCGUAUCCAGGAGGACUUCCAGAUUGUGCACCCUCUCCGCGGGGGCCAAAGACUCGCCCCUGAUAGUCAGUGAUGGAGUCAACUGACUAUAUCGGGAUGCCGGAAACCACAGUCACUCAGUCUUGGAUGGAUUGAGCCUGAGCCUGUUCCUCCCCAUCCAGAUCCGCACGGCCUCCAGGCACCAGGACAUCACUUCAAGGGCAUCAUUGGGGUGGCCCGGGGUGGAGAUGUACAGCUGGGUGUCAUCAGCGUACUGAUGGUACUUCACCCCAAAGCCAUGGAUGAUCUCGCCCAGCGGCUUCACAUAAAUGUUGAGGCACCCUGAGGCAUUCCACAUAUAAGAGGCCUCGAGGUCGACCUCUGCCCCCCCUGCCAACACGAACUGCGACUGGUCUGAGAGAAAGGAGGAGAACCACCAUAACACGGUGCCCCCCAUCCCCAACUCUUCCAACCAGUGCAGCAUGAUACCAUGGUCGAUGGUAUCAAAAGCCGCUGAGAGGUCUAACAGGGCCAGAACAGAGGAGCACCCCCUGUCCCGAGCCCUCCAGCGAUCAUCUACCAACGCGACCAAUGCUGUUUCCGUGCUGUGCCUGAAACCUGACUGGAAUGGAUCUAGAUAAGACGUUUCCUCCAGGUACUGCGGAAACUGUCAAGCGACCACACUCUCGACAACCUUCGCCACAAAGCGAAGGUUGGAGACAGGACGAUAGUUGGCUAAUAGUGCCGGGUCCAGGGAAGGCUUCUUGAGGAGAGGCCUCACCACCGCCUCUUUCAAGGCCGUGGGGAAGUAACCCUCACUCAACGAAGCGUUAAUAAUUCCCUGGAGCUAGCCUCGUGUAACCUCCCGGGAAGCCAGUACUAACCAGGAGGGACACGGAUCCAGUAAACAUGUCUCCCCAGAAUCCUGUCCACAUCAUCAGGGGUCACAAAGUCAAACUCUUCCCAGAUAACGUUCUCAAGACUAUUCCUCCCCACCCUGCCCGAAUCUACCCAGUCAGAGUCCAAAUUCCCCCGGAUCUGAGCGAUUUUGUCAUACAGAUAUUGUCCGAAAUCCUCGGCCCUGCCUUCCAAGGGGUCCUCCUGCGCUGCCGGGUGGAGCAGGGAGCGGGUCACCCUGAACAGGGCAGCCGGAUGAUUCUCUGAUGACACAAUAAGAGCGGAAAAGUAAUUAAACUUUGCCGCUUUUAUCACCACUAAGGUCUUAAUAUGCGACCUUACCAGUGUUCGGUCAGAUUCAGCGAGACUGGCCCUCCAACCGCUCUCUAGGCGUCUUUUCCAGCGUUUCAUCUCCCUCAGCUCCUCGGUGAACCAAGGAGCCGCGAGGGAUCGACACCGGGUCAGAGGCUGCAAAGGCACCACUCGAUCCAAGGCCCCAUCAGCCGCUCGAUCCCAGGCAGCCACCAGGUCCUCGGCCGAGUCGUGUGCCAGAUCUUCAGGAAAUGGCCCAAGCUCCAUCUGGAACCUAUCAGGAUCUAUCAGGCGCCUGGGGCGGACCCACCUAAUUGGCUCCGCCUCCCUGCGGCGGGAUGUAGCGGUUGGAAGGUCCAGACGAAGGAGUGAGUGAUCUGACCAUGACAAGGGUUUCAUGUCUAUAUCCCCUAUAAUAAGACCACUCAACCACUGGCCAGAGAAAAAAAUCAAGUCCAGAGUGUGUCCCCCCCUGUGAUUGGGGCCAUGAACUAACUGGGUCAGGUCCAUGGGGUCCAUUAUUUUUUCCCUUUCUUCAUAACAUGUCUUAGCAUAGGUUGUGGUUAGUAUAAACUCCAAAACAAUCAGAAUUGUUACUUUAAAAUAAAAGAUGUGUCACAAGCUCAGGAAAUCCUAGUAGUUUCUACAAGACAAAGAUUUCAGUUUUUUUAAUUAAAAUAUUGAAUGGAAGGAGCCACACAGGCUAACCAAAAUAUGCAUUUGGGUUCUAGUACAGUACAAAGCACUUUUAUGCACAUACUGAUAGAUACUUAAAUACAAAGCGAGAGCUGGCAAAAUCAGCAGUUACUCUGAUGGCAAAGCAUCUCACUGAGGUGAAUUGUGAAAUAUGUGUCAGUCGAAUAUUGACAUAUAUAUCACUGUGUCAUCUUGACUGAUGUCUUGGUUUCAUCCAUAGACAACCUGACAUUACCCAUAGGCAACACUCUGAACAUCGUCCAGUUUCUCUGCCUCAUUGUUGCCGGUUGGCUUCAUCCCAUGUUAUUCCACAGAUUCUGUUCUGGGGGGAGGGAUGUGCAGAAGAGACCAUAGUGGGGAAGGAAAAUCUUACUGUGCAUGUGGAUUGCUACCCAGUCUUGAGAUAAUUGUAUAUGUUUAAACAUAAAUUGGAAUGUCUGUGAAAUAAUAAACAGUGGCUUGGUAUGUGCAUAA
This is a messenger RNA of Pantherophis guttatus, 8304 nucleotides long. The record is from RefSeq and is a predicted model, not a curated record. NCBI's taxonomy places the organism in Eukaryota, Metazoa, Chordata, Lepidosauria, Squamata, Colubridae.